UUUCCCUGACGUUCCCAGAGAUUAGCCAGUCAAGGGAGAGUUUGGCAGCGCAAGGCCAGCCAAUCAGCGAGCGGAAUAAUCAAGUGACAUUCUCCCUAUUUCUUCCUGUCUUAUCGGUUUAGCUCUGCUCCGUAAUGUCUGCGGCUCCGUGCUCUAUUUCUGCCUCAGGGCCUGUUCCCGGCAUGUCCAUGUUCCGCUGGCUUGAAGUGCUGGAAAAAGAGUUUGAUAAGGCGUUUGUGGAUGUUGACUUGUUGCUAGGGGAAAUAGACCCGGACCAGGCAGAUAUCACAUAUGAGGGUCGACAGAAAAUGACCACCCUAAGCUCUUGUUUCGCACAACUUUGCCACAAAGCACAGACUGUCAGUCAGAUCAACCACAAGCUGGAGGCACAGUUGGUGGACCUGAAGUCAGAGCUAACAGAAGUUCAAGCAGAGAAAGCAGUGUUGGAUAAUGAGGUUCAUGACCAGCUUCUGCAGCUACACGCAGUACAACUACAGCUGCACUCAAAGACUGGCCAGAAUGUCGACUCUGGAGCCAUUAAGGCUAAACUGUCUGUACCUUCUGUGGAGGCAAUGGAAAAAGAACUUGAAGCAAACAAAAAAGAAAAGGUGAAGGAAGCUCAACUGGAAGCGGAAGUGAAAUUGCUUCGAAAGGAAAAUGAAGCUCUUCGUCGGCACAUUGCAGUUCUGCAGGCAGAAGUGUAUGGCGCACGACUGGCUGCCAAGUACCUAGAUAAGGAACUCGCUGGAAGAGUCCAGCAGAUUCAGUUGCUUGGUAGGGACAUGAAGGGCCCUGCUCAUGACAAACUGUGGAAUCAGCUUGAAGCAGAAAUUCACCUUCAUCGACACAAGACUGUUAUUCGAGCCUGUCGGGGGCGGAAUGAUCUAAAGCGCCCAUUGCCAGCACCUCCAGGACACCAGGACCCAGACUGCUUAAAGAAAAGCCAAGGGGUUGGUCCAAUCAGGAAAGUUAUUCUGGCGAAAGAAGAUCAUGAAGGACUUGGCAUAUCAAUUACGGGUGGGAAAGAGCACGGUGUUCCAAUACUUAUCUCUGAAAUCCAUCCAGCUCAACCAGCAGACCGCUGUGGAGGAUUGCAUGUUGGGGAUGCAGUUUUGGCAGUAAAUGGAAUUAAUUUAAGGGACGCAAAGCACAAAGAAGCCGUUACGAUUCUGUCUCAACAGAGAGGAGAAAUUGAAUUUGAGGUUGUAUAUGUUGCCCCUGAAAUAGAUUCUGAUGAUGAAAACGUAGAGUAUGAAGAUGAUAGUGGACAUCGUUACCGCUUGUAUCUUGAUGAAUUAGAAGAGGGAGGUGCUAACCCUGGGGUUAGUACUAAAGAUGGAAGCGCAGACACCAAAUCACUUCAAGCGUUUGAACAGAAGCUGCAUAUUGAUGGAAAUGAAAACGGAGACCUAGAAACAACCAGCGAAUCACUUUCAGGAGGGGACACUGCUUCCAACCAAGCAUAUUCAACUGAGUCCUUGUCAUAAAGUUUGCUUUGGGAGUCUUUUGGCUGAAGACAAGCAUAUUCCCUCUAGUGGAAUAAGGCUGACGUGAGGACUACUUUACCCAGAAUUUGGGAGGCUGGUUACUGUUGCCUAACAUGGUUUCCUCAGGGUUUCACGGAGCAAUUUUAGCAUGCAAAAAUGUCUUUUCCAUUUAUCACUAUGAGCCAUAACAUUUACAUAUUGCAUGUUUUUUUUUUUUUUUACAAUGUUUUUAAGCACAAAAGCAUGUGACUUUCUAAAUGCAACAUUUUAACCCACCAGGCUUUUUUCUGUAAAGAGUGACUUGAUUGGCUAAGAAUAUCAAGCUUAAUAACCAGGGAAAAAAACAUCUCUUUCAGUAGCAGCAGAUUGCCAUAUAAUGGGACAUUUUUUGUUUAACUAUUUAAGUAAUGCUAUUUGCAUUUAUAUCUAAGAAAAGUGCCAGUUUGGCCCUGUCCAGUCAUUUGAUUGUGUUCAGAUUCAUGCACUAUAGGUGCUGGCAAUUAUACUUUCUAGUUAAGGGCUAAAUAAUGGAAGACACUCUUUUUAAAAUAAUAUGCUUUCCCUUUUACUAUAUUUACAUAUGAGCAGAUUGGCUAAGUAUCUAAAAUACUAACUGAAACUAAAGGGGAACAGAACCUAAAAAUGUUAAUUGAAUAGCACAGAAAAAUGCAGAUAGUCUAACAUAACAGAACACUACUUCCUGCUUUUUAGCU
Xenopus laevis (African clawed frog) is the source of this 2200-nucleotide messenger RNA. It is a transcript of the gene gopc.S, whose product is annotated as golgi-associated PDZ and coiled-coil motif containing S homeolog. Bases 135 to 1487 code for a protein of 450 amino acids. Gene Ontology annotation, biological process: negative regulation of protein localization to cell surface. The record is from RefSeq and is a predicted model, not a curated record. Gene Ontology annotation, cellular component: trans-Golgi network transport vesicle; postsynaptic density; Golgi apparatus. Gene Ontology annotation, molecular function: identical protein binding; transmembrane transporter binding. The transcript is spliced from 9 exons. NCBI's taxonomy places the organism in Eukaryota, Metazoa, Chordata, Amphibia, Anura, Pipidae.